Messenger RNA from Xylona heveae TC161, 1831 nucleotides. RefSeq names its product FAD dependent oxidoreductase. Lineage: Eukaryota; Fungi; Ascomycota; Xylonomycetes; Xylonales; Xylonaceae. The coding region runs from base 383 to 1678 and encodes 431 amino acids. The transcript is spliced from 2 exons. The record is from RefSeq and is a predicted model, not a curated record. Gene Ontology annotation, molecular function: proline dehydrogenase activity; flavin adenine dinucleotide binding; L-pipecolate oxidase activity.
AUUAGGAAUACCAUAGUAAUAUGGGUAAUUGGCUUAUCGUAGGGGCUAAGUUACCUAGCAAACAAUGGAUUAUGGGCCCAUUGUUCCGAUCCUCACCUGAUUGACUAAUUUGACACACACAUGCGGCACAGGGCGUGCCAAAGGGCGGUUGUAUAAGUCAUCUAUAUUAGUUUCUUUUUGGGACGUGCGAAUGGAAGACUGCGCCUCGUUGAUUUAAUUUCUAUAUCUGAAAAGUUUUUUGUUGGACGUUUGUCAUCAUUAUAUUUCAUUAUCUAAAUCCUACACGAAAGAAAACAAAAAAGACUCGGGAGAAAGAGAAAGAGAAAGGAAAAGGAAAGGAAAAAGAACAGAAGAGAAAUAUUCAAAGUAAAUCUUUACGACCAUGUCUUCACUUGAUCCACCUGCGUCAAAAACAUCCUGCAUCACCAUUGUCGGCGCAGGCCUAUUCGGGCUCACCACCGCCCUCGAGCUCACCAGGAGAGGAUACAAAAACGUGCAAGUCGUGGACCGCUACCUUCCUCCUGUCGCCGAUGGAUCGAGCGUCGACAUCUCGCGCAUCAUCCGGCCAGACUAUGCGGAUGCGUUCUACGCCAAGCUCGGGCUCGAGGCCAUGCGCGGAUGGGGGGAAGGAGGGGAAUACUCGCCCUUCUUUUAUCGGAGCGGCCUGCUCUGCAUGGCAGGCGAAGGCAGUCACCCGUAUCUCGAGCAAUCUCAAGCGAAUCUCGAGAAGAUGGGGAUCAAGACCCAGAAUCUACGGGGGAACGAGAUGCGCGAGCGCUACCCUGGAGUGAUAUCCGGCGACCUUGCGCGUGCAAGAGGCUAUGCGAACACGAUAUGUGGCUGGGCAGACGCGCAGCAGGCUAUCAGCUACUUGGCCCGCCAGUGUACCCAGGCAGGCGUGUCGUUUCUUACUGGAAGUCAUGGCACGGUCUUGUCCCUGGUCACAAACGGUGCUAACGAAGUCAUUGGGGUACGCACACUGACUGGCGCUGUCAUCAAAUCUGACCAAGUCAUUCUUGCAACGGGUGCUUGGACGCCUCAUCUCCUUGAUAUGGCAAACAUGUCCGUUUCAACAGGCCAACCGGUUGGGUUCUUGCAGUUGACAGAGCAAGAGGCCGAACAAAUGAAAGAUAGCCCCGUCAUUAUUGAUCUAUCCACUGGAUGGUUUGUUUUCCCUCCAACCCCGGGCACCCGUAUCCUCAAGAUGGCACGACAUGGCUAUGGAUAUGAAACGUCCAGAACCCCAUCCCUGCAGAGGGACCAGAAAGUGUCGGUACCAAAAUUAGAUUCGAGCAAUGUCAAUUCCACCUUUCUCCCCACAGAUGCCGAAUUGGCGCUGAGACAAGGACUCGCUCUGUUCUUUCCACAACUAAAGGAUCGACCUUUUAUCAACCGCCGGUUGUGUUGGUACACGGAUACGCCCCAAGGCGACUUUGUGAUCGAUCAUCAUCCUUCUUACAAGAAUCUGUUCGUUGCAACCGGAGGAAGUGGACAUGCCUUCAAGUUCCUGCCAGCGUUAGGACGCCACAUUGUCGACAACUUCGAGCACAAAGCAUCCACUGAGCAAAAGGAAAAGUGGGCAUGGAAGCCAACCUCCACACCCAUUUCAAAGGGUGAUGGUAGUAGAGGUGGCCCACCACGGCGGGUUCUAAGGCGAGACGAGCAGGCUCGCCUUUAAACUCUCCGUAGUGUUGUUAGCAAGGCAGAUGAAAACAAAAUAACAGCGUCCUGUUUCGGCAUCUCUGUACUAGGUAGACUGAAAUUUUGACAAUGUAAUGUCUCAGCGACAAUUACUUUCCUUAAUUCAAUAAAUGUCAAAUCUUUUUCCACC